Messenger RNA from Oryza sativa Japonica Group (Japanese rice), 2906 nucleotides. Its product is annotated as U-box domain-containing protein 33. Gene Ontology annotation, biological process: protein phosphorylation; protein ubiquitination. The record is from RefSeq and is a predicted model, not a curated record. Lineage: Eukaryota; Viridiplantae; Streptophyta; Magnoliopsida; Poales; Poaceae. Gene Ontology annotation, molecular function: ATP binding; ubiquitin-protein transferase activity; protein kinase activity.
AGAGCAGGAGUUGACCAUGAACUAGUCAACGGCAAGCACUGUGGAUGCUGUGGAAUAUCCAUGUGUUUAUGCCAUUUGCGUGCCUUGCCGGCGCGCAAGUCUUUGACAUGCUGCAAUUAAUUGAGGAGGAAAGCUCCCAUUAGCAAUUGCAAUCCCCACCGAGAAAAUUGACCCAAAUUGCCCAGCCAAUCGAUCCAUCCAUCCAUGGAGAUACUUAGCCCGUCGCCGCCGCCCAGCCCCGGCCCCGCCUCCGCCUCCGCCUCCGCCUCCGGCUCCGCCAUGGAUUCCUUCAUCCACAGAGGUGCCGGCUGGCAUUUCCCCCGCCGCGACAACGUCGACGCGCGGGUCCAUGUCGCCGUCGGGAGGUCGCCGGAGAAGACGUUGGGCCUGCUGCGAUGGGCCUUCCGCCGCUUCGCCUGCGCCCAAGUCGUCCUCGUGCACGUCCACCAACCUUCUCCGCUCAUCCCUACCCUCUUAGGCAAGAUUCCUGCCGCUCAAGCCACCGAAGAGCUCGUGCUGUCGCAUCGCAAAUCCGAGAAGGACGAAAUGAACAAGAUCCUCCUCACCUACCUCACUUUCUGUCACAGGGCACAGGUUCAGGCAAGUCUUCUUGUCACGGAGAAUGAACAAAUCCAUGAUGGUAUUAUCACUUUGGUCAAAGAUCAUGGGAUUACAAAGCUUGUCAUGGGUUCUACACCUGAUACUUGCUUCAAGUUGAAAGCGAGCUAUGGCAAAGCAUCUUUUAUGGCAAGGAAUGCCCCAUCAUUUUGUGAAAUCUGGUUUGUUUGGAGAGGAAGACACAUUUGGACCAGAGAAGCAGCUGCAGCCAUUGGCAACAAUAUCUCAGUUUACAAUGAAGAUGAUGUUAUGAUCAGGAAAAGAAUCAGGUUCAGCUCUACUAGUAACAAUGCUGAAUCCAUACUUGAUGAAGGAUACAUUUCAUACGAGGCACAAACACCUGCUGAUCGUUAUGAAAUCACCAUUUCAGAUAAUGGUCAACCGAAUGAUUAUGAAUCUCUUGUUGAUGCCAACCAUUUCUGCAAUAUUAUUGUACCAAAUUUGCAAAAUGCACAGUCUGCAUUUAACUCAACAUUCCAGCCUGGUUCUUCUGUAGACAUGGAAUCAUUAGUGUUAUAUCCUCAGGAAAUCUUGGAUAAAAAUUUCAAGCAGGUCAUUCUAGAAGCAGAGAGAUCAAGGAAGGAUGCUUUUGUUGAGCUUCUCAAGCGCAAAGAUACAGAGUCAAGAGUAGCCGGUGUUAUUGCCAGGGCAAAAGCUUCUGAGUUCGCUCAAAAACAAGAAAUGAAAAUGCGGGAGGAACUUGAAGCUUUGUUGACAGCCACAAAAAAGCAGCAUGAAGAUCUUGCAGAAAAUAAAGAAAAGGCUACAGAAGGGUUGGACUCUUCGAUGAGAAAACUAGCCAUCCUAGAUGCACGUGCUAAAAGCAUAGCUUUUCGGAUGAAUGAAGCUGUGGCAGAGCUGAAAUUGAUUCAAUCUUCCAUAGGAACACUCAAUCAGGAAAUUCCCAAAAGAGAGAAGCUAGAACUUGUACAUACUGACCAGGUUGAAAGAGAAUUGACUUUGUCAGAUAUUAAAGCUGCAACAUGCAAGUUCUCAGACAGCUUAAAAGUACUGCCACGAGGUCUUGGAUGUGUUUAUAAAGGAGAGAUUAUGAACAGAAGUGUAAUGAUUUAUAAGUUGCACUCGUGUAUCAUUCAGAGUUCGAUGCAGUUCCAGCAAGAGGUCCACCUCAUUAGCAAGGUGAGGCACCCUCACCUGGUGACUUUGAUUGGGGCAUGCCCGGAUGCAUUGUGUCUUGUCUAUGAAUACGUGCCAAACGGGAGCCUUCACGACCGCCUUUGGAGCAAGUGCGGCAUUCCUCAGUUGCCAUGGAAAAUCCGUGCACGUAUUGUUGCUGAAAUCUCAAGUGCUCUAUUCUUCUUGCAUUCCUGUAAACCUCAGAUGAUUGUCCACGGUGACUUGAAGCUUGAAAACAUCCUUUUAGAUGCCAACCUGCACUGCAAGAUAGCUGAUUGUGGUAUUUCUCAAUUAUUCAUGGAAGAUGCCAAGGACGCAGACCCGGAAUACCGGAGAAGCAAACCAUUGACACCCAAAUCUGACAUAUACUCCUUUGGGAUUGUGAUACUCCAGUUACUAACUGGGAAGCAGGCUGCAGGCCUUCCCAGCGAAGUAAGGCGUGCAAUGUCCAGUGGAAAGCUAUGGUCAUUGUUAGAUCCAACAGCUGGAGAGUGGCCUCUGGAGGUGGCUCGAAGGUUAGCAGAGUUGGGGCUCAAGUGCAGUGAGGCAGCAAGUCCAGAGCUGCUGACUCCAGAAACUGUGCGAGAUCUGGAACAGCUCCACCUGAUGAGGGAUAAUAGACAAGUGCCCUCCUUCUUCCUGUGCCCGAUCCUCAAGGAAGUGAUGCAUGAUCCCCAGGUGGGGGCGGACGGGUUGACGUACGAAGGGCGCGCCAUUUCCGAGUUGAUGGACAAUGGCCCUCCAAUCACCCCCAACCACGCCCUUCGUUUUGCCAUCCAUGACUGGCUCUCUCAGAGAUCAACUCCUUUCUGAUUUUCCCCAAGGAUCUGGAUUUUGUAUGUACACAUUGUUUAUUUCAUAGUCAGUCUGUUUGUUAGUAGCACAUGCAUGAUGUAACGAAAUAAUAAUAGAGUAAAUAUUUCAAGUUUCAUGUAUCGAGCAAAUGUCACUGUACAUAUAGAGUGAGUUAGGAGCUAUGUUCAGGGCAGUCGGAGUAUCUUGCUAGUUGCCCGUUUGGUCUAAGUAGCAGUUGUCAUGGGGUUGACAAACUACCCCCUCCGUUUCUUUACUUAUGUAAGAUGCUUUGAUUUUUUUAUCAGUUAAAGUUCAAUCAAAUUUAUAGAAAACAUAGUUACAUUUUUAACACAAAA